GCUUAAAAAUAAUUUUGCUCGCUUUGACCAGCGAAGAAGUCAGUGUUUUUGUUUAGAAAGUAUGUAAGCGGCCUUGGUAUUGUUGCUGGCGCCAGGUUUAAAUUAUUGACGAUGGAGACUAAAGAAAUAGCAGAAGUCUACAGACUAAUGAAGCAGUUGAUGUCAGAAGAGCUUCUAUUUAAGGAGCUCCAUGUUGAUUGUGGAAUAUCUAACACAAGUGUUUUGGAGAUUAAGGACAAGAGGAGUGCAUCAAAGAAGCUUGUUUCUCAACUCGAGGCACGACUCCUUCUUUUGAAGUUCCUGACUACCAAAGACAAAGAAUUACUGGAUCCAAUUUGCUAUGAUGGAACCAAACUCUCAGAGCUGAAAGAAUUGAGUGAAAAUUUGGUAGAGAAAAUCAAUAUCCUUAUUCCUGAACUAAAUCAAAGAUUUGCCAACCUUCAGGAAAAAAUAAGAAUUCUUGCAGACAAAGUGACUGCAGUGAAAGCUAUGUCUCAGCAGUACAGCAAGUUGAAACGAGAAAAAGUUGAUAAAAUUCAAGAAAUCUUUGAACAACAUCUUCCUGUCAGUGAUUUCUAUCUCCAUGAGGAUUUGCUCUCCAAGAUUGAGAUGGCCAAAACGGCAUGCCAGAAUGGCAAGGAAAAUUUGAGUAAACUCCAGAUAAAACUGGAAGAUAUGAAGGGAUCCUGUGAACAACUUUCAGAAACUUUAUCACAGAAAGAAAACCUAUAUCAAACGCAGAAUCAAAAAUUGGAAAAGCAAUUAAAUUUAAGUCAACAGCUGUAUCAGGUGUAUGAAUCAUUCACAGGUGUCAGUUUAAAAAAAUAUGACAAGAAUUCUGUUCAAAUUGAACUGAAAGCACCUCAGGAUGGUGGUACAUCUCUCCUUGUUACUUUCUUCUUCAAACAAUCAAACAGUGGUAACAUGCUGGUGUCAGACGUUCAGGUGAACAAUUCUGAUGUUUAUAUAACUGAUUGCAUUGAACAUGUUCAGAAACUCCAGAAUUUACCCUCUUGUGUGAAGAACAUCAUAAGUCGAUGGCACUAUUAUUCCAGUUUGAAGGAACAGAUCAAUGAUAUUCAGAACAGACUUCCAGCUGAUUGGAUGCAGCACUUAAACAGACUACGUGUUGUUGUUGGCAAGAAUGCUAACAUUAUAUGCACAUUGCAGCUGUCAUCUGCUGACCAUCCAAAUAUUGCACUUCUUUCUUUGAGAGGUGGAGACGUGAAAAUGAAGGGCAAUAUUUCGCCUACCAACACGGAUGCUUCUGUCAAAGAGUGGGUUGCAUACCUUGAGGAAUACUUUGGUUAGAACCAUCCUGUGGCAAUGUUUUAGAGCACUAUCCAUAAAAACAGUUUUGGGUAUAUUCUUCCAAGGAAUGGCAUUGUUGCCUGCUUUAAUGUCAACUGAAUUUACCAAAAUCUAUGAAAUUUCCAUUCUUGAUCUUUGUUUUUCUUCUGGCUGUUGUCAUUGCAUUACAUUUGCAAGAGAGUAAACAGUGUUGGUAAUGAGAGCACUUCUUGUCUGUCUGCCUCUCUCUUUUUCAGUUUCUCUUUCUUUCUCUCUCUCUCUCUCUCUCUCUCUCUCUCUCUCUCUCUCUCUCUCUCCCUCCAUCAUCUAUCUACCUACCUACUUAUCUAUCUUUUGUUUAUAUUUGUCUCCUUUUAAUCUUCAUUCUUCUUUCUUUUAUAUCAAUCUCUCUUUCCCUUAUUCUACUUCUCAUUCAUAUUUCCACGACAGAUAAAAACAGUAUCACCCCACAGAAACUACUUUAUUCAGUUACUUAUAUAUUACAUGUAAACAUAUACAUCUAUUAUCAUAAAAUAUACAAGAAACCAAAUGGCAAUGAAAUAAAACUAUUUUAAAUAUUA
Octopus sinensis (East Asian common octopus) is the source of this 1871-nucleotide messenger RNA. RefSeq lists its product as uncharacterized. Lineage: Eukaryota; Metazoa; Mollusca; Cephalopoda; Octopoda; Octopodidae. The record is from RefSeq and is a predicted model, not a curated record. Bases 112 to 1311 code for a protein of 399 amino acids. The transcript is spliced from 11 exons.